Perca fluviatilis (European perch) is the source of this 3190-nucleotide messenger RNA. It is a transcript of the gene elk3, whose product is annotated as ETS transcription factor ELK3. Gene Ontology annotation, cellular component: nucleus. Gene Ontology annotation, biological process: cell differentiation; regulation of transcription by RNA polymerase II. Bases 286 to 1437 code for a protein of 383 amino acids. The transcript has 5 exons. The record is from RefSeq and is a predicted model, not a curated record. Lineage: Eukaryota; Metazoa; Chordata; Actinopteri; Perciformes; Percidae. Gene Ontology annotation, molecular function: sequence-specific DNA binding; DNA-binding transcription factor activity, RNA polymerase II-specific.
CUGUGUGUGUGUGUGUGUGUGUGUGUGUGUGUUUACACAGACGGGAAUACUGCGCCAAAGGAAGUGCGCCGGUUCUCCGUCUUCGCGUUCCGACUUCCUGCUCUGAGGCAGGAGAGAGAAAAGCUGCGGAUCCGCUUUCAGACAGCAGCAGGAGCAUGGAGCCCCUACACAACACACACACACCGCUAUAAGACACAAACAUACACACAUCACACACAGGCAGACGGGUAGAGGAGCAGCGGCCGUCCACAGCAGGAUCGCCUGCGUCUCUGGUGUCACCCCGUCAUGGAGAGUUCCAUCACACUCUGGCAGUUCCUGCUGCAGCUGCUACUCGACAAAAGCCACAAACAUCUCAUCUGCUGGACGUCCAACGACGGCGAGUUCAAGCUGCUCAAGUCAGAAGAAGUGGCCAAGCUGUGGGGGCUGCGCAAGAACAAGACCAACAUGAACUAUGACAAGCUGAGCAGAGCUCUGCGCUACUACUACGACAAAAACAUCAUCAAGAAGGUGAUCGGCCAGAAGUUCGUCUACAAGUUUGUGUCGUCCCCCGAGAUUCUGAUGAUGGACCCUGCGGUGGUGGAGUCAGGCCGCAGCGGCGAGGAAAGUGGGGGUGCGACAUCAGAGCCUGAGGCUGAAGACGAGGAUGGGGGUGGGAGAAACCAAUACCUUCACUCCAGCCUGUACUCCUCCUUCACCGUCGGCUCACCGCAGCACUCCUUGGAACCGCAUCGGCCGAUCAAGACGGAGCCCAGAUCCGAUCACCACGGCGACAGCUCCUCUGUCAUCCGAUUCGUAACCAACCGCGGCCACUCCUCGCUAUCCCCCACCCCACCCCCAUCCUCGGCCGACACCUCCGAUUCCUCCAGAUCGUCUCCCCGGCAGGCCCGCUCUUCCUCCUGCUCCUCCUCCCCGCCGCAGAGCCCCGCCCACACACUGUGGAGGGGGCGUAGCCAGAGCACAGAGACUAAUGCGAUAGAGCAGAGCGCUCAGCCUCUAAACCUGUCGUCGGGUCACAGGGAGAGAGAGAGGUCACAGGGCACGGCGAUGCCAGAGAGGAGGAGAUUGGCCAGUAGCGUGCCUUUAAAAAGCAGAAAACCCAAAGGCUUGGAAAUCUCCGCUUCCUCUCUCCUCCUGACAGGAAGUGACCUCGUCUCCAGAGCUCUCAACAGCCCGGCGCUGCCUUCAGGCUCCCUGACCGCUGCCUUCCUCACCACACAGACUCCGUCUGGUCUGCUGCUCACUCCCAGUCCUCUACUCUCCAAUAUCCAUUUCUGGUCCAACCUGAGUCCAGUGGGACCACUUAGCCCUGCACAACUGCAGAGCCAUGCCCCCCUCUUUCAGUUCCCCUCACUGCUGAAUGGAGUCAUCCCUGUGCCUUUCACCAGCAUGGACGCUCCCUCUCCUCUGCUGCUCUCCCCAAGCUCCCACAAGUCCUGAUCCCCGAGCUUCAAGAGCAAACUAGGCCAAACCGGGCCGGAUCAGCACAGACCAGUACCGAGCCAAUCUGCUUUAGACUUUGACAAUGAACCACACAGGAGUCAGACUUCCUCUGAGUCCAAUUACACUUUCAUCUGAAACCUGUUUCUUUGAAUUUACAAAUGAAGAAACAGGAGCUUUACUCUGAAGAUUUGCUCUCUGAGAAGAGUAUUUGCGUUAAACAUUUCUUUGUGUGUUUACUACAGUUCAACUGCUCAUGUCAUUUACAUUUGUUUCUUCAUCAUCAUACAAAGAAAUUGACUGGAGGUCAGACCUCAUCAUGUUUCUUAUCUUAUUAUCUCAUCUCAUUCCACUAGGUUCAAAGUUCAGUGAUACAGACCAGUUGCAAUUUCAUUAGUGUUAGCGCUAUUUUUCGCCUCUGCUCUGGCUAUUGUCAAUAUCCACACCACUGACUCAAACAACGGAGAUCUGGAGAAAUCCUUUUUGUUUGGAAUUAUAAAAUAAGAACUCAAGAAUGACGGAUGCUCAAGUACAGCUCAUUUAAGUAAAUACAUGUUCACCAUGCUACUGUACAGUUAAAGGAAAUACAGUAAUUUGCUUUCCUACUAUGAGUUACCCGCAAUUUCCACCAACUGCGGAACGGCUGCGGAUCCGCUCCGGAACGGCGGCGGAGUCAAUAGGUUUCCAUUAAAGUCAAUGUGUGUAUUUUCACUGACUGCAGAUACGCAGAGUUUCUAUUUUUGACUGAUGCCGGAGAGCUCCGCAGCAAUUCAGCACAGGGCAGAUUGGGCGGGACAGGAAUAAUGGCGGAGACUGGCCUGAAGUCAGCACAGAGUUGUUUCCCCUCUACUCCUCUGGAUGGAAACAAACUACAUCCUGUUAUGUCGCGCGAUCAUAUGUGAAUUCGCAAGAUCUCGUGGGUCCUCGUGACUUCAGCUGUCAGUCAUGGACGCAGCUGUUCCGCAACAAAUACGGACCUGGUGGGUAUUGAAGGACGGCAGAGCACGGAGCCGACACGCAGCGGAGCCGAUCCGCAGCCGUUCCGCAGUUGGUGGACAUUGCGGUUAGCGUUAGACAAGAAAAUUGACACCCCCCUCUCUCAUGAUUGUAGGCUCAAUAUGAAGCUAUAUGCAGGAGACGGUUAGAUAAAGACUGGAAGCACAGAAACCUUACUCUGUCCAAAGGUGACUACUAGCUAGCAGCUUACUAAUUAACACAUUAACCUUUAUAGAAAUUUAAAAAAAACGACAAUUUGUAGUUUUAUAGGGGAUUGAAGGUAGAACCCAGGAGAAAUAGUUUGGCACAAAACCUCUGUAAAACGAUUUUUACACUUUGGUUUUUGUACAGAUUAAACAAACACCAACAAUAAUUUCUUUAUUUGUGAGCUGAGGUAAGGUGGACUUUGAUAACUUUGGGCAGAGCCAGGCUGGCGGUUUCAAGUCUUUAUGCUAAGCUAACCAGCUGCUGGCUGUAAAUACAUAUAUAACUGACAAAUAUAAAUAGUGAUGUAAAUCUUCUCAUCUUACACUCAGCAAGAAAGCCCGAUUCCAAAAAUGUCACAUUUUUCCUUUAAAUUUGGACAUAAAAUGGGGCCAUAACUGGAUGAUUAAACGCCAUAGCCAUGGAAGAUAUUAAGUAGUGGGUGAUUGUAAUUUUUCCCCUGUGCCUUCGCCUUCCUUUAAAUUGACCAAAUCUUCAAUGUGAACAAUUUUGGGGUGUCUCUGAGUCUCAUUUAUCAAUCUUUUUAGGGGUU